GGAGACUUGUCAUAUAUAUAUUUGAUUUAUACUUGUCGUUUUACCUAACUGAAUAAGACCAUCUUUCAUCAGCGGCAACUGGGAAAUUUUCAGCGAUGACCUUUAGAAAUGAGAGAUAGGUUGCUUGUAUUGUUGCUACUUGGAGUAGGAGUUAUCAAAGUAUACGAAGAGUACGAUGAGGAGGAAAAGGAUGACCGUGACCCACUGGAACUAAUAAAACACAAACAUAGUAAACGAGAUCUAGAUUCAUUUGAGAAGACUGUUUCAAGCCCAAUACCAAUUGAAGAAGAAACUAUCGAGGCUACAUCAAGGGGCCUGUCACCUAGACUACGGGCUAGAUGUAAAGAUAUCGGAGAUGAAUGUUCUUGCAAACGACUCUUAUGUUUUGGCCCAAACAGCUGUGAGUGGAUAAACAGCCAUCCCACCAAAAUGCCACGUAACUCCACGGAUUUCGUGUGGUUACAUCGCUGUCGUCAAACAUUUUUGAUGGGGCAGAAUUUAUGCGAAUGCAAGCGACUAUUAUUCCAUAGAGAGGACGCUAAGUUGCUGACUCCAGAGGCUGAAAACAUACCUUUACUCGAGGUUCAAUGAUUUAAUUUAGCCUACCUGUAGGAGGUUGAGGCUUACGUAUUUUCAUGCAUUUAUCUUAGUUUACUAUCCUAAUUAUUUUUGCCUUCUAUAUUGUUUAACUGACAAUUCUCUUGCAUUUAUGAUAUGGAAAUUAAGUUUUUAUCAGUGUAGUUUUCACAGUUUUCAGCUUGUAUUUUCAUUUACGUCUAUCGUUUAUUUGAUUGACUAACAAUUUUAGUAAAUGUAUUGUUAAGUUUGUUCAGAUAUUCCGAAUUGUUACACAAAUACAUCACUUUUUUAAAAAUAAUGUCUUUUUAUUACACUCAAAUAUUAUGAUAUGAAUUAAAUUAUCUUGUGUUCACUCUUAAUUGCGUUUUGUACAGGGAUGGAUAUGAUAUCUCUGUCAAGAAAAGUGGCUAUAAUUACAGGAGCAAGUUCAGGAAUAGGAAGAGCGACCGCUAUUUUGUUUGCAAAACUGGGAGCGUGUGUUGCUUUGGUUGCUCGAGAUAAGUCGCGUUUGGAAGAAACUCGACAAGCAUGCAUUCAAACAUCUCACCCGGACGCUUAUGAAAAGCACAAAGAGCCUUUUCUAUGCAUUGAGGCUGAUUUGGCUAAUACAAGUGAAGUUGAAAAAGCAUAUCGAUCGGCUAUAAACCACUUUCAUCAACUUGAUAUAUUGGUAAAUAAUGCAGGAAUUAUGAUAAGAGAUACUGCAGAAACCUUUAACGCGGCUGAAUAUGAACAUUUAUUGAAAGUGAAUUUAACUGCUGUAAUAACAUUAACUAAUCUCGCUAUUCCUGAUCUUACUGUUACCAAAGGUUGCAUCGUAAAUGUAUCUAGUGUUUGUGGAAAACGUUCAUUUCCUGGAGUAAUGUCUUAUUGCAUUAGCAAAGCAGCAUUAGAUCAAUUCACCCAAUGCACUGCUUUAGAUUUGGCUCCAAAAGGAAUUCGAGUAAACAGUGUCAACCCAGCAGUUAUUACCACUGAACUGCAUCGUCGGUCUGGAAUGUCUGAAAAGGAUUAUGAGAAGUUUCUUUCAAGGGCUGAAGAAACACAUGCUCUUGGACGAACUGGAACUGUGGAAGAAGUGGCUCAAGCAAUCGCUUUCUUGUCGAGUUCUGCUUCUUCCUUUACUACUGGUCAUUUGCUAAUGGUUGAUGGUGGUCGAUCGAUUAUGUGUCCACGAUAAUGAACAUUAUUUUUUUUUUCAAAUACUACACGCUAUUUUCUAAAUAAAAUGGACCAUUAAUUCUG
Messenger RNA from Schistosoma turkestanicum, 1824 nucleotides. NCBI's taxonomy places the organism in Eukaryota, Metazoa, Platyhelminthes, Trematoda, Strigeidida, Schistosomatidae. The record is from the annotation of a GenBank genome assembly.